GGCGAGGCGAGGCGAGGCGGCGGGGCAGAGCCAGCCGGAGCCGGCCAUGGCGGGAGCCGUGACCAGGCGCGUCGGGAGCGCGUCGGAGCCGUCGGAAGACGCCGCGGUGCCGCUGGUGGCGCUGAACUACUCGCUGCGGCGCCGGCUGGCGCUCUACCUCAACCCGCGCGCCCCGGUGGCGGCCGACUGGGCGGCGCUGGCCGAGGAGCUGGGCUACGAGUACCUGGAGAUCAAGCACUUCGAGGCCCAGCCGAACCCCACCGGGCGCCUGCUGGACGACUGGCAGGCGCGGAGCCCCGGCGGGGCGACGGUGGGCCGCCUCCUCGCGCUGCUGCGCCUCCUGGGGCGCCAGGACAUCCUCACCGACCUGGGACCCAGCAUCGAGGAGAACUGUAAGAAGUAUCUGCAGAAGAAGAAGCAAGAAGAAUCAGAGCGGCCAGUCCAGGUCCCAGCAGUGGACAGUAGCUUUCCGAGGGCAUCCGAAAUGAAGGGUAUCACCACUCUGGACGACCCGCUUGGGCAAACCCCGGAGCUGUUUGACGCCUUCAUCUGUUACUGCCAGAACGACAUUCCCUUUGUUCAAGAGAUGAUCCAGGAACUGGAGCAGGCAGAACAUAAGCUGAAGCUCUGUGUCUUUGAUCGGGAUGUCCUGCCGGGAACCUGCGUGUGGUCCAUCACCAGCGAGCUGAUAGAGAGGCGGUGUCGGAGAAUGGUGGUGGUCAUCUCAGAUGACUACCUGGACAGUGAGGAGUGUGACUUCCAGACCAAGUUUGCUCUCAGUCUCUCCCCAGGAGCUCGUCACAAGCGCCUAAUUCCAGUGAAAUGCAAAAUCAUGAAGAAGGACUUCCCGAGCAUCUUAAGGUUCAUCACCAUCUGCGACUACACAAAUCCGGCCACCAAGAUGGUUUUGGACCCGACUGGCCCGAUCUCUGUUGCUCCCGUGAUGCCGCGUUGAAAGGCCGAAGCCUUGCGACGCCGGAGGGUGGGGCCUGCAGGGAGGGUGGGAGUCGCAGAGUAAGCAGGGUUUAGCCACACGCGAUUCCUCACCUUCCCUGUGAACGGCAAACUCGGGUUAAAGCCAGCCUUCGUGAAGGCCCUGGAGCAGUCCCCGGCCUCGCGUUGGGGUCAGAAGGAACAGAAUGUAACAACUGGGAUAUUAAUCUGAGUCCCGUUUGCUUAUUUCCUUUCGUUUUUGGUGAAACGAAGGAACCAAGAAAAACUUGAUGGAUGGCAGGAAGUCUUUUAAACUUCCUGCCAACAACCCGGUGGGAUGAAAAACACCAGUUACUUCCUGCUAAGUGCCUGUGGCUUCUUAUGGAGGAAGACCACAAGAACCAUCGCUCUGUGCCACAGAAUCAGAGUGGGACCCGUCCCACUUUCCUAUUUCCGAGAAGGGCAGUCAACCCCCAACGCCUUAGAAGGCCCUUCGCCUACCGCAUUUCACGGAUCUGCCUUGUGUACGUGAACGCACAUUUCACCUAGUGCCAUAAGCCAUGGUUUGCUUUAACCGAGGUUGCUUGACCAAGCCUCAGUGAACUCAUUCACACGUAAUACCAAGCCAUGAAGCACAGUUGACAGUGGCUGGGUUCACAAGGGCUGCUCAACCAAACAUGAUUUGUUUCAUAGAGGCCUAGUGCAGGGUGUGAAUUCCACUCUUGUGUGGGUAAAUCAGGGUUUAUGGCUUAGAGUUAUGAGCAAACGUGGCCUGUAUAAAUUUUACAAGCAACCAGUUCUCUCUGUCCCACUUCCAAAUCAGGGAGAGGAAAUGGCCACAGUUUAAGUGUGUCUUUUGAAUGGGUACCGGACCCACAGCUGACUCUCAGCUGUGCCUAGAGCGCAUGGGUAUCACAAAGGGAGGGAUGCUCAUAUGACAUCAUAAUGCAAAUGUCGCAAACAAUAUAGUUUGGGUGAUGAUGUCAUGAUGUGGGUGAUGUCACUGUGGCUUCUACCAAAUGCUGGUGCUCGCGUGGGAAGACUUCAAGACCAGCUUUCUGACUUUCCUGACUGAGACCUACUUCCUCAGGUUCAUGAACCAGUUAGAUACAGCAACUAAGCUGGUACAGUUUUGACCCUGCUGAAAUCAUGCUAGGUUGCUCGAUCCCUUUAAUUUCAGGGGUGAUCAAGCAUAGUCAAGUCUGGGUCCAGCCCAUGAUGUUCAGAGCAGGAGAAAAAUACAGGUAGUCCUCGCUUAACAACCACAACUGGGACUGGAAUUUUGGUUGCUAAGCAAAGCAGUCACUAAGCAAAUCUGACCCGAUUUUACGACCUUUUUGCGGCAGUCGUUAAGUGAAUCACCAUGGGUGUUAAGCAAACCGUGUGGUGCCCCAUUGUUUUUGCUUGCCAGAAGCCGGCCAGGAAGGUCAAAAAUGGCGAUCAUUGACCACAGGAUGCUGCGACUGUCAAAAAUGUGAACCGGUUGCCAAGCGCCCAGAUUGUGAUCAAAUGACCCCAGGAUACUGCAACGGUUAUAAGUGUGAGGACUGGUUGCAAGUUGGCUUUUUCAGUACCAUUGUAAGUCUGAACCAUUACUAAACGAAUGGUUGUUAAGCGAGGACUACCUGUAUCUUUUUCAUUCCACCAAGUUCUCAAACACACACAAGGCCCAUGCCCCAGAUUUAGGCAAUAACAUAGUACUUGAAAGAGAGAUCAUGGAAAUAUUUGGGGUGUUAAUGCAUAAAUAUUGAAUAAAAAAAAUAGACAAAGAAAAUUUAUAAUAUAUUUCUGUAGCUAUUGUAAUAUAGAGACAUUCCAUCUGCAUCCCAUACCCCGUGAGGAUGAUCCUUCCUCGUCUGGCUACUUCCAUCUCUCCUUAAAAUGUUUUUUUGCAAAGUUCAGCAUUCUCCCCACCUUGCAGGGGGGAGCAAUGUCUUUUUAACAGUGAAAGAGUUGACGUGCUCCAGCUGGAAAAAAUGAUUUUUUUUUUCUGAAGAUGCCAUGAAAUAUAAUCUUCCCUGUCCUGGGAUUGCUACAGGUAUGUGUAGACUACCACCCACGUCAUCUUAGGCUGUGGAUGAUGGGAGUUGAAGCCGAAAUUCAUCCAAGUGUCUUUCUUUGAGGUCCGCCAAUGUUUGGGUGAGGGCGGUAGUUACAUUUGAAAGUUUAAUGUAGAAAAAAUAAUAAUUUUAAUGCAUUUGGGCCCUCUUGCAAUAUGGCUGGAGGUGUGCGUGCGCCACUUCCCACAUGGCUCCAUGAUGCACUGGUUUAACAGAACGGCAAUCAGUGCUGGAGUUUGUACUGUUACAGCUUUGAAUUUUUAUCUGUCUCUCCAGGGGUGUAUGCAGGGGAUGGUCAAAAAAGUCAAGAUGGCAGUUUUGACUAUAGGAUCAAAGCUGCACCCAUUUUUUACAUGCACUUAAAAACAGGUGGAGCUUUGAUCACACAUCACGGCAACAAUCUUGAAAUUUUUGACCACAGCUUGUAAAUAUCUCUGUAACUAUCUCAGGGCCCUCAGGUGCCAUGUGUCAGAUCAGAAUAUAUGAUACUUGGAAAUAUUAGUUUGUAUGUAUUCUUAGGUAGCAUUUAAAGACUUCAGGGGCUAAAGGCGCAUUUGUAUAAUUCACGUUAUUCAUUUCUUAGCCAGCAGGAUCCAUCUCUCCUCCUGUUUGCUUACAUAGGCUGGUUUUUGCUGGGGUAUUUUAACCACAUGCCCUCUUGCUCACCAUUUUAUUCUUAUUUUGUGCUGCAUAAUGGCUUUUCAUUCUGUACUGCCCUUAAACUCUGUAGAACCAAAAAGACUUUUUAUGUGGUGUCCACAAAUUAAAGAAAGAAAGAAGGAAGAAAAAAUGUUCCUUGUUACUGGGGGUGGUUUUCCCCCUCUUCAAUUUGAUUUGUCCUUGGAGGUAAUUUUGGAUGUGUAAAUUAAUCCAAUUCUCAUCUGGGUUGUUUUUUUUUGGACAGGGAAUGGGGGGGUGGAAUUAAUCUGAUUCAUAUGAAGGCAGAUGUACUCAAACUGUCCGCACUUCCUGAAUCACAGUAAGAUUCAAAACAAAUUGUACUUUGAAAUUAGCACUUUCUGAAAUGUUAUAAUGAAGAAAUUGAGCAAAAAUGUGUAUAUUGCUGAAAACAACCCCCCCACAAAAGACAUUAACAACAGACUGUUUAUCUUAGAGGCGCAACAAAUGCGUACAAUUUUUUAAUGUGGAUUUUGAGCAAAAGUGCAGAGCGAUGCGGAAAAUGGGAAUUUGAAAUGAAUGUAAGACUGGGUGAAUGAGAAACUGAUAUUUUGGGAUGUGUUUCUCCUUUUACAGAUAAAUUCAAGGAUGGUCAUAAACAGUGUGCCAAUGCAGGGUAAUAAUUAACCCAGGUUUACUCAGAAAGUGGGUUUAUUUGUUUUUGGCUUAGCAUGAGUUGGAAACGAAUCAGUGCAUUUUACUCUGUGUUGUUGAAGCUCAUUUUGCAAUAAUGCACGUUUGGUUAUGUAUAUAUAGAAGUUAAGAAAACCUUCCCUUGGAAUUCAGGACAGAUUGCCUGAAAACAAGAAAGGGAAGCUAUUCAUAGAAGAAGGAGUAUGUUUUUUUAACAUUUGUAACAUUGAGAUAGGCUGGAAAUCUGACAUCAAAAUUCACCAUUUCCAUUUCUUCAAGGGAUGUUUCACGAUUUCAUAGACCUGCAACAAAUUGUACUUCAUGCUAUUGCAUGUCUGCUGUCAAGAAUCCACUUGCAGAUAGAAAUACCUUCUUGUUUUAGUAGCUUAUAGAUCUGAACCAAGAUGAAAAUGUCAUCAAAACUGCAAUUGCGAACUGUUUGUUCUGUGUAUUUUCAGCGUAUAGUGUUUCAAUUAUCUGUAGAUUUUUUUAAUGGUUUUUUUUAGGUUGUGGUACCAGAUUCUGAGCACUUCUGGCAGAGGGAAGACUUUUCAUAAUUACAUUUAAGUGUUGACUACCCUGGCAUGUUGUUGAAUAUAAUUUUCGAGCCAA
Molecule: messenger RNA, 4916 nt
Organism: Candoia aspera
Lineage: Eukaryota; Metazoa; Chordata; Lepidosauria; Squamata; Candoiidae
Gene: MYD88
Product: MYD88 innate immune signal transduction adaptor
Biological process (GO): innate immune response; defense response to Gram-positive bacterium; MyD88-dependent toll-like receptor signaling pathway
Cellular component (GO): plasma membrane
Molecular function (GO): Toll-like receptor binding; TIR domain binding
Source: RefSeq, a predicted model, not a curated record